Messenger RNA from Arabidopsis arenosa, 2121 nucleotides. The record is from the annotation of a GenBank genome assembly. NCBI's taxonomy places the organism in Eukaryota, Viridiplantae, Streptophyta, Magnoliopsida, Brassicales, Brassicaceae.
CCGGUGACGAGCUCUAAUCGGAGAACGAUGAAGCAGCUUCACAAGCAAAUGAGCUCGAAGCGUGACGAAGAAACCAUUCCCAUGAGCCAAUCCAGUCCUUACUCUCCCAAAACUCUAAAGCAUCCCAGAUCUCUUCCCAGAUCGCUUCACUAUCUCUUCCGUGAACAACGACUCCUCUUUAUCCUCGUCGGGAUCUUGAUCGGAUCCACUUUCUUCAUCCUUCAGCCUUCUCUCUCUCGUUUAGGCGCCGCUGAGUCUACCUCGUUAAUCACCAGAUCUGUUUCCUACGCCGUCAGCGAUUCCCCGCCUUCCAUGAAGACUUUUAAUUCCGGCGGCGGAGGUAGAACCGGUCGUGUUCCCGUCGGCAUCGGACGGAAGAGACUGAGAAUCGUUGUCACCGGUGGAGCUGGUUUCGUCGGUAGCCAUCUUGUUGAUAAGCUUAUCGGUAGGGGAGAUGAAGUGAUCGUGAUUGAUAACUUCUUCACUGGUAGGAAGGAGAAUUUGGUUCAUCUGUUCUCGAAUCCUAGAUUUGAGCUUAUUCGACACGAUGUUGUUGAGCCAAUCCUCCUUGAGGUCGAUCACAUUUACCAUUUAGCUUGCCCAGCUUCACCUGUUCAUUACAAGUAUAAUCCAUUUUACAAGACAAAUGUAAUGGGCACUCUCAAUAUGUUGGGUCUUGCAAAGAGAGUUGGGGCAAGGUUUCUGCUCACCAGCACAAGUGAAGUCUAUGGAGAUCCCCUUGAGCAUCCACAGAAAGAGACUUACUGGGGAAACGUGAACCCAAUCGGUGAGAGGAGUUGCUAUGAUGAAGGAAAGCGUACUGCAGAAACCCUGGCCAUGGAUUAUCACAGAGGUGCAGGUGUAGAGGUCAGAAUAGCUCGUAUUUUCAACACAUAUGGACCCAGAAUGUGCCUUGAUGAUGGGCGUGUUGUUAGUAAUUUUGUUGCCCAGACCAUCCGCAAACACCCAAUGACUGUUUAUGGUGAUGGAAAACAAACUCGUAGCUUUCAAUAUGUAUCUGACUUGGUGGAGGGACUUGUAGCGUUAAUGGAAAACGAUCACGUAGGACCCUUCAACCUUGGUAACCCUGGAGAAUUCACAAUGCUUGAACUUGCAGAGGUGGUUAAGGAGGUGAUCGAUCCAAGCGCGACCAUAGAGUUCAAACCAAACACAGCGGACGAUCCUCACAAGAGGAAACCAGACAUAAGCAAAGCAAAGGAACUGUUGAACUGGGAACCAAAGAUCUCUCUGCGAGAAGGUCUGCCUCGCAUGGUUAGUGACUUCCGUAACCGAAUCUUAAACGAAGACGAAGCAUCGACCGCUACGGCUAACGACGAACGUACCGUCACCGCUCGAGCCAUCGACCGUCAUAACCCGAUUAUUAAAGAUGGUAGGAGAUCUUUCACUGCACCGUGUUCCUCCGGGGAUGACUACGUUGCUCCCUACCGUCAGCUUUCCAAAAUUACUAGAAUACCCUCCUCCUCCGGCGACGGGAAGAGUGUUCAGGUGGAUAAAGCAAGGAGGAGCAAUUCAGGGUCGUUGAUGAAGCUGAUUAGCAGUGACGUCAGCUUAGCUAGGAAGAGUUUUGGUUGUGUUGUUGCAACGCCCAAAACUCCUCCCGGUUCAACUAGGUAUCUUCUGGGAACCGACCCUGUUUCUUUAGCCGGGUCUACGGGUCAGGAUACGGUUGCAACGGUGGAGGGUGAAGCUUCUGGGCCAAAAAGAGGCUCUUCAGGUGCCGUAGAAGAGAAGAAGAAGUCUUCUGGUUCAGGUUCAGAUCAGGCAAGUAAAGUGGUAGUUCUUAGAGUGUCUCUUCACUGUCACUGCAGAGGCUGUCAAGGCAAAGUGAAGAAACAUCUAUCCAAAAUGCAAGGUGUGACAUCCUUCAAUAUAGAUUUUGCAUCAAAGAAUGUAACUGUGACUGGAGACAUCACUCCUUUGGAAGUAUUGGGUUGCCUCUCAAAGGUCAAAAAUGCCCAAUUCUGGACACCACCUCCAUCCAUAAUCCCAAGGGCAAAUCCGGAAACCUAAAAGAAUCACACUUUUGUGUAUUUGUAUUGUCUUCCUCUCAUUUGUUUGAAUCAGAUCAAUGGUAAAAUGUUGAGACUUUCCUACUUUUAU